This is a messenger RNA of Pseudo-nitzschia multistriata, 832 nucleotides long. Lineage: Eukaryota; Bacillariophyta; Bacillariophyceae; Bacillariales; Bacillariaceae. The record is from the annotation of a GenBank genome assembly.
CAACAAACUAUGCCUUUCCAAAUGCCGGAAUGGUUGCCGGUCCUGCUACUAGAACAUYGCCAAGAAAUGCUACAAUAGGCAUUCAUCCGCGUACACGGAGUAUGACAUCCGUAUCAACUGGAGCGCCAACAAACUAUGUCUUUCCAGCCGCUCAUGGAUUGCACCUAGACGAGAACGGAGCCACAGGACCAACGACCAGAUCGAGGAAACGAUCCCCGCAAGCUAUUGGUACGAUAGAAAGACGAACCGAAGCGGAACCCGAUAAUUCCACAUCUGACCCUACGGAAAUUUCUCGGAAAAGGAGAAGAACCGCAAGCCGCAAAAAGCCGCCUCCAGGAGCGGCACUUAAGAAACCACCAGCAGGAGCAAGUUGCAAGAAGCGUAGCGUAAAUGAUACCGAGGAGAAGCCUACGGCAGAAGUCGUAAACUGCUGUAUUUGUAUGAACGACGUAGAACCGAACGAACUUGCUUCGAUCAAUGGCUGCGAACACAAAUUUUGCUUUUGCUGCAUUGAAAAAUGGUCCGAACGCGAAAAUAAGUGUCCGCUAUGCAAGGCAAGAUUCGGAAAGAUCGAACGUGUUAACAAAAAAAGGAAAAAGGGGACAAAGAAUACAAAAAAAGUCAAACAACGGGAUCAACGCUCGGAUGUAGCGCCUGGCGCUGCUCUGGAAGGAUUGAUAGGUAAGAUCAAGUCUGUGGAGGUGCAUCUCGGUAUAUGAAUUUAAACUUUUCGGUCGACUUUGGUUAGCACAGUGCAAAUCCGUUUAACUAACCUUUCAUUGAUUAAACUCUUUUGUCAUAUAGCAAACUUGAAUAGAAGCAGAGGUCUGGC